Molecule: messenger RNA, 1700 nt
Organism: Ziziphus jujuba (common jujube)
Lineage: Eukaryota; Viridiplantae; Streptophyta; Magnoliopsida; Rosales; Rhamnaceae
Product: ribulose bisphosphate carboxylase/oxygenase activase, chloroplastic
Exons: 7
Coding region: 131-1561 (476 amino acids)
Cellular component (GO): chloroplast stroma; thylakoid
Molecular function (GO): ribulose-1,5-bisphosphate carboxylase/oxygenase activator activity; ATP hydrolysis activity; ATP binding
Source: RefSeq, a predicted model, not a curated record
GUCCUCCCACUUCUCCAUUUUUAUCCCCCUCAAAAGACCUCUCUGCACCUUCUCUCUCUCUCUCUCUCUCUCUCCCAAAUAAUACAAAACCCACAUUAGAUCACAACACUCCAUUCCCGGACAAUCAUCGAUGGCUGCCGCCGUCUCCACCAUCGGAGCCGUCAACCGAGCACCUGUGAGAAUAAAUGGGUCAAGCGGUGGGGCAUCAGUACCAAGCUCAGCGUUCAUGGGGAACAGUUUGAAGAAAGUGAGCUCGGCAAGGUUUGUGAAUCCGAAGGCUAUGCCUGGAAACUUUAAGGUUGUUGCGGCAGAAGAGUACGAUGAAGACAAACAAACAGGCAAGGACCGAUGGAAGGGUCUUGCCUAUGACAUUUCGGACGACCAACAAGAUAUCACCAGAGGCAAGGGUAUGGUUGAUUCCCUCUUCCAAGCACCCAUGCAAACUGGUACUCACUAUGCCGUCAUGAGUUCCUACGAGUACAUCAGCACUGGACUCCGCCAGUACUUGGACAACAACAUGGAUGGAUUUUACAUUGCUCCUGCUUUCAUGGACAAGCUUGUUGUUCACAUCACCAAGAACUUCAUGACUCUACCCAACAUCAAGGUGCCUCUUAUCUUGGGUAUCUGGGGAGGAAAAGGUCAAGGAAAAUCAUUCCAGUGUGAGCUUGUCUUUGCCAAGAUGGGAAUCAGCCCAAUCAUGAUGAGUGCUGGAGAACUGGAAAGUGGAAACGCAGGAGAGCCAGCCAAGCUUAUUAGGCAAAGGUACCGUGAGGCAGCUGACAUCAUCAAGAAGGGAAAAAUGUGCGCACUCUUCAUCAACGAUCUUGAUGCAGGAGCUGGUCGUAUGGGUGGGACCACCCAAUACACGGUCAACAACCAGAUGGUCAACGCCACCCUCAUGAACAUCGCUGAUAACCCAACCAAUGUUCAGCUCCCCGGUAUGUACAACAAGGAAGAGAACCCCCGCGUCCCCAUCAUCGUCACCGGUAACGAUUUCUCUACCCUCUACGCUCCUCUCAUCCGUGACGGUCGUAUGGAGAAGUUCUACUGGGCUCCUACCAGGGAAGACCGUAUCGGUGUCUGCAAAGGAAUUUUCAGGACCGACAAUGUUCCCGAUGAGGACAUCGUCAAGCUCGUCGAUACCUUCCCCGGCCAAUCCAUCGAUUUCUUUGGUGCCCUAAGGGCAAGAGUCUACGAUGACGAAGUGAGAAACUGGAUCGCAGGCGUUGGAGUCGAUGGUGUUGGGAAGAGGCUGGUGAACUCGAAAGAAGGACCACCAACAUUCGACCAACCAAAAAUGACAUUGGAGAAGCUGUUGGAGUACGGAAACUUGCUUGUCCAAGAGCAAGAGAAUGUGAAGAGAGUCCAAUUGGCUGACAAGUAUUUGAACGAAGCUGCUCUUGGUGAAGCUAAUGAAGAUGCUUUGAAGAGUGGAUCUUUCUACGGGAAAGCAGCCCAGCAAGUAAAUAUUCCAGUACCUGAAGGUUGUACUGAUCCAAAUGCUGGAAACUUUGACCCAACUGCUAGGAGUGAUGAUGGUAGCUGUCUGUAUACAUUUUAAGGCCUUUUCUUUAAAUAUAUAAUAAAUAUUUGUGGGGAUUAAAAAGAGAGCUUUUAAUUUUAAGGGAUGUUGAUAAAAACAAUAAUUGUUGUUACCAGCUUCUUUUUUAAUGCAUUGGUUAUCCUCUAAUGUUUUGUCU